Messenger RNA from Penicillium chermesinum, 450 nucleotides. RefSeq names its product E2 ubiquitin-conjugating protein UBC13. Gene Ontology annotation, biological process: protein K63-linked ubiquitination; DNA damage tolerance. Gene Ontology annotation, cellular component: nucleus. The coding region runs from base 1 to 450 and encodes 149 amino acids. NCBI's taxonomy places the organism in Eukaryota, Fungi, Ascomycota, Eurotiomycetes, Eurotiales, Aspergillaceae. The transcript has 4 exons. The record is from RefSeq and is a predicted model, not a curated record. Gene Ontology annotation, molecular function: ubiquitin conjugating enzyme activity.
AUGGCCUUGCCCAAGCGUAUUGUCAAGGAAACCGAGCGCCUUGUGGCCGAUCCGGUUCCCGGUAUCAACGCCGUGCCGCAUGAAGAUAACCUGCGAUACUUUGAUGUCUCGAUCGAUGGUCCAGCGCAGUCGCCAUAUGAAGGUGGAAAAUUCCGACUUGAACUAUUCCUGCCCGAUGACUACCCCAUGACUCCACCGAAGAUUCGCUUCCUGACCAAAAUUUACCACCCUAACAUCGACCGUCUUGGCCGUAUCUGUCUGGAUGUCCUGAAGAACAACUGGUCUCCCGCCCUCCAGAUUCGAACCAUCCUCCUCUCCAUUCAGGCCCUCCUGGGCGCACCCAACCCAGAUGAUCCAUUGGCCAACGAUGUUGCUCAGAGGUGGAAGGAUGAUGAGCCCGCUGCUAUUCAGACCGCCAAGGAAUGGACCCAAACACAUGCUAUGAAUUGA